Messenger RNA from Oreochromis aureus, 1177 nucleotides. Its product is annotated as histone H3. The transcript has a single exon. Gene Ontology annotation, cellular component: nucleosome. The coding region runs from base 724 to 1134 and encodes 136 amino acids. Gene Ontology annotation, molecular function: structural constituent of chromatin; DNA binding; protein heterodimerization activity. The record is from RefSeq and is a predicted model, not a curated record. NCBI's taxonomy places the organism in Eukaryota, Metazoa, Chordata, Actinopteri, Cichliformes, Cichlidae.
CAUUAGUCACUUUACAACCUUCAAAGUAAAGAUACUAAAAACAUGCUGCUCUGAUCUCCACCCAACAGAAGGUUUUCAGUUAUUAAAUACAAGACUGAAGGCAGAGACCCACAAGCACGCAGCAGCUUGAGGUGGAUGCAGUAAAGGCCUGAAGAGGAGGAAACACUGGUGAUGUCUGUGGUUUCUAGACUUCAGGCAGAUCCUGAUUGCAGACAUUAAAACGUGAGACUGUAUAAAUGUUUGCAAUUCCUAGACAGUUAAAGCAACACUGGUGUUGAAGCCUAAACUAAAGGUGAAAGUUUACAAGCCAAACACAUCUCUAUAGUUUAAUUCAAAGCCCACUGAGGUGGUGUACAGAAGCAAAGCUGCAAAAGAGCUGCCUUUAUCCAGAAACACGUUCCUAACUUCCUUCCUGUCACAGCUUUAAGAAUGAAGCUUAAAAAAAUAAAGCAAUAAUUUCAUUCCCUGUUAAACAUUCUUAGCUUUAAAACAUUGUUUUAAUUACAAAAGGAUUAUUAGUUAUUUAUUUUAAGCUUGUGCUAAUGUUUUUUAACUAAAAAUUCACUGUACCGCUGCCUUGAUAGGUCAAUUUGAAUUUUCAAACGUAUUACGUAUAGCCACACGUGCGCACAAUGGACCAAUUAGCGAUGUAGUGGCGCCAGCGGCGGGCUAUAAAGGGGCAUCUGCGCGGUACAGCGUAUAACGUUCCUUUCACAAACCAAGAUGGCCAGAACGAAGCAGACCGCCCGUAAAUCCACCGGAGGAAAGGCUCCCAGGAAGCAGCUAGCCACAAAGGCUGCCCGUAAGAGCGCCCCGGCCACUGGAGGUGUGAAGAAGCCUCACCGCUACAGGCCCGGUACCGUGGCUCUGAGGGAGAUCCGCCGUUACCAGAAAUCCACCGAGCUGCUGAUCCGCAAGCUGCCCUUUCAGCGCCUGGUCCGUGAGAUCGCGCAGGAUUUCAAGACAGACCUGCGCUUCCAGAGCUCCGCCGUAAUGGCUCUGCAGGAGGCGAGCGAGGCUUACCUGGUCGGUCUGUUUGAGGACACAAACCUGUGCGCCAUCCACGCCAAGCGGGUCACCAUCAUGCCCAAAGACAUCCAGCUGGCCCGCCGCAUUCGCGGGGAGAGGGCUUAAGCUGAUCUGAGACCAGUUUAUGUACAACGGCUCUUUUAAGAGC